GCUGCUACACACAAGGAAGGAGCUGAGUGUGUCAGGAGCACAGCUACUGCACACACAUAUACACAGAUUUACACAGACUGGGGCUGCCAGCUGCCUCCUGUUCCCAUCAAGGACUGAAAGAGGAAACUUCCAGGCUCACCAACCAUGACCGAGAACUCCACCCCGGCUCCCCCCAAGGCCAAGCGUGCCAAGGCGGCCAAGAAGAGCAUAGACCACCCCAAGUACACGGACAUGAUCAUCACUGCCAUCCAAGCACUGAACAGCCGCUCUGGUGUCUCCCGCCAAGCCAUUGAGAAGUAUAUCUGCAAUGAGUUCAAGGUGGGUGAGAACGCCAAAAUACAGAUCAAGCUGGCACUCAAGAAACUGGUGAAUAGCAGUGUUGUCAAGCAGACCACGGGCUUAGGUGCCUCAGGCUCCUUCCGGUUAGUUAAAAGUGAGGAACCGAAGAAGGCAGUAAAGAAAAUGGCCAAGGCACCAAAGAAGAGCCUCACUGGCCGCAAGGGAUCAACGGCCCGCAAGCCAGCCAAGCCAGCAGCCAAGGCGAAGAAAGCAAAAGUGGAUAAAAAGAAAGCCAAGACACCUAAGAAGAAGGCUACCACAUCCAAAAAGCCCAAGAAGGCAAAACCAGCAAAAGCCAAAGCCAAGACCAAGGUGAAGAAAGCAAGUGGGCUAAAAGCGAAAGGGAGAAAAGCCAAGAAAUGAUUCUUAUCACUAAAUGUAAACAUGGACUGCUUUUGGUUUUCAGUUUAAUUCUUCAGAAACUUUGUGUACAUACAGUUUAAGAAAAGAUUUUUUUGAAAUUUAAUAAGGAGACUUUUUUAUUUUGUUAGCAGCUCUUUCUGUCUUAUGUUUAAAAAAAGAUGGACUCAGUUAUCAUCUGUUCAAUACAGUAACGUUGGGACUGUGGACAAGAAGUGUAAUGUUGUACAUUGCCGUGGUUAACCUUUGCUCUCGACCUAUUCCAUCUUGUGUUACUGCCCUGGUGAAGAGUGAGUGUGGGCAGGACGUGCGUGAGUGUGGGUAGGACGUGCAUGAGUGUGGGUGUGUAUUUACAGUGCUUCCACUCCCAAAGGAAGGGUGUAAAUUCACAGACAACUGCUAAGCAAAGCCAGACUCAACUAAUGGACAGCACAUCUCAUGUGCUGAUUAUUGCCGUCCAUUGCAUAGUUGAGCAUUUAUUUUCCAAAUAAUUUACUCAAGUGAAUUUGUUUUCGACUUUUAAAGCAGGCUGGAACUAUGCUGCUAGUUUCUGAAUAACGUGAAUGAUAUUACAGAAAAAAGUGCAGAGUCAAUAUUUUGAAAGCUUUCCUUCCCAAAAACAAAAUUCCCUAUCUAAUGUUAAGAAAUCAUUGUGUCAUUGACACAGACCCAGCAUUGGUUCAUGAAGCUGUGUAGUUACCCAGUCUUUGAGUAGGUAAAAGGGAUCUUCCAAGAUGCAGUUACCAGGGCACAACUACCCACUCACCACAUUUAUAUUUGAAGAGACGGCUUAAGAGGAACAUUCAGCAAAAUGCAACAGCAGCCCAUUUAAUGACUGCUUGCAAUGGCAAAACAAUUUCAGACUGUCCCGAUGUCCCAGCGCAGUAACUGUUUCCAAAUACUUGUCUGUGUUUAAAUAAUUUUGAGCUUUGCUGGCCUGAAAUGAUAUCUGGGGUGUUUUAUAGAGACUUUUUGAGGUAGAGUAGUAUUUGUGUUUAUUUUGAGCUAGAAAUUGCAAAACUUAUGCAAUUAUGAAAGUGAAGGAUAAAAAGAAACUAGAGAAAAUUAGAACUAAACAGUACUCAGUUUAACUUGGCCAAAGAAAAAUGGGAAUUUCUGACUGAAAGGCACUCACUUAUAAUGUGGCUCCAACAAUGAGAUUUGUAUGUGUUCUUUUCACAAAAUCACUGUAAUUUAAUCAUUAGGAUAUUCUCUCCAUACAAGCAAUUCAUAUUUAUCAUUAGUGAUGUCUUGUUUGUUACAUGGUUUACUUAUUAGGACAUUCCUUCUCGAACUAUUGUAUGCUGUUUCUUGUUAAACUCUGUUUUAAGUUUUUAAAUACACAAUUGUUUUAAUUGACAAAUAAUUCUAACUUCAUUUCUAAUUGUUCGAUGGCAUGGUGUUUAUUUUCUAGCUGAAUCUAUCUGAAGGCUGAUUAAUUCAUAAACUAUCAUCCUGUCAGUGUAAGUGGUUGGCCACACGGACAAUAUUGUAUUGUGUUGUUUACAGGGUGCCCUGCACCUUUGUGUGUUUAUAAUAAAUAAAGCUACAUCUUGAUUUGGAA
Molecule: messenger RNA, 2263 nt
Organism: Chiloscyllium plagiosum (whitespotted bambooshark)
Lineage: Eukaryota; Metazoa; Chordata; Chondrichthyes; Orectolobiformes; Hemiscylliidae
Product: histone H1.0-like
Biological process (GO): nucleosome assembly; negative regulation of DNA recombination; chromosome condensation
Cellular component (GO): nucleus; nucleosome
Molecular function (GO): nucleosomal DNA binding; double-stranded DNA binding; structural constituent of chromatin
Source: RefSeq, a predicted model, not a curated record